UUUAGAAGCUGUCUGCACUACGAGAAAGUUUGCCAGGAAGUUUGACUGACCUCCAAGAUGGGUCAGACAUUCAACAGGGCUGCCCAAUGGACGUCAGCCAAAGAUGGGACAGGGGGAAAGUUGGAGUUCACAAAAAUUAAUGAAGAACUCCUGAACCGUAUUGUACAGUUCAUUGAUGGCUACAGCAGUAAAUUUCCAGCAGAGUCAAAACUUGUGUUCAAAAAACCAUUGAAGUGGCCAUCCUCCCUAAAACCAAACCAGUUUUCAGUAACAGGCUGUUCACAAAGAGGAGAUGACAUGGUGUCAGAUGAGAUGGCAGAUAAGGAGAACCACCUAUUCUCACUCAUGAAGGUUAAUGCCUCGUCCUACGAGUCCAAUGUAAUGAGCCUUGAGUGGGCAGAGAAGGUGUCUCAAACAGCUGGGGAUAGAAAGCUUCAUGAAGUUCGUGCCUGCUUAGAAGCCAACAGAGAUCCAGUAGCCAACAUACUUGGUGACCGCUUCGCCACAGUCGAAGGGGAGGAUAAUUCCAUCUACAGGUUUACUGAAGAGAUCACAAAAGAAAUUGAACAGCUGAGUAAACAAAGCAGUGAUGGAGAGGGAAAUGAAGAUCGUUCAGCAGAGAUUGAAGAGAAAAAAGCUACACUGAAGCUGAAGCUUCAGCUGUCAAAACUGGACCAGGACUUGAUGAACACAAGCAUCUCUCUUAUAUCAAAAGAAGUGCGUCUGAACCCACCUACUGUGGAUGGAGAGGUGCGAAACUUACAAGGGUUGUCUGGCCCCUCGGAGGAAACAUGUGUCUUAAAAAGCAUUGGUUUUUAUGGUCCUACAUUUGUGUUUGAAAAUGGAUGUCGUGCUCCUACCCAUCGCCAGCUCCAUGGUGAUAUUGCCUACAUAGAGGCCCAACCAUUUGAUACUAGUGUUCUUUACAUAAUGGCAAAUACAUCUGGUUAUUACACAUUCAAGGGUCCAGAUGGUUUGGGUGAGAUGCAGUAUGAACGCGAAGGUGAACCCUGUCGUGAAUUGGUUCUUCUCCUCAAACAGAAAAGUCCGAAGUUUGCAGAAAUGAUCGACAACCAGGAUUUCUCACUCAGAGUACGUGAAGAAAAGGAAAAAUUUGUAGAGCAUCGCCAAGAGGACACCAUGGAUGACGAUGUUGAUCAAGCAACCCAGCGAACAGACAUGCAGAGAAGGAGGAAAGAAAUGGAAGAACAGGAGAAAGAAAAACAAACAAAGCAAAAGACACAGAGGAAAAAACGUAUGGAGCCAUCGCUUAAGUGGAAGGCUUUGGGCAUGGAAGAAUACAAAUUGGAAGAUAAUCGAGGAGACCAAGGCAGAAGACUUAAGAAGAAGAAGGUUACACCAAGGAUGAAGUCUAAAACACCGAUAGAUGCAGAGGAUCCAUUCAGUGAGAGCUCAACAGAAAGUGAAGAGGAGGAGGAGGCUGUAGAAAGGAGGAGUGAGACCAAUGCAGACCUCCCCUCAGAGUACUGGCAGAUACAGAAACUUGUCAAGUAUCUCAAGGGAGGUAACCAGACAGCCACCAUCAUUGCCCUGUGCGCUAUGCGUGAUUUCAACCUGGCACAGGAGACUUGUCAGUUGGCCAUCAGAGAUGUUGGAGGACUUGAGGUUCUCAUCAAUCUCCUGGACACAGAGGACAUCAAGUGCAAGAUUGGUUCUCUUAAGAUAUUAAAAGAAAUUUCUCGUAACACUCAAAUACGCCGUGCAAUAGCUGAUCUUGGUGGUCUACAGACCAUGGUCAAGAUUCUGCGUGACCCUGACAAGGAUCUCAAAUGUUUGGCUGCUGAAACUAUUGCCAAUGUAGCCAAAUUCCGCCGUGCAAGACGGACAGUUAGGCAACAUGGAGGAAUAAAGAAAUUGGUAGGCCUGCUGGACUGUGCCUCGCUGACCAGCCAGAUGACCCCAGAGAUAGAGAAGGAUAUUGAGGUGGCACGAUGUGGAGCGCUAGCCUUGUGGAGUUGUAGUAAGAGUAAAAAGAACAAGGAAGCCAUGAGGAAAGCAGGAGCCAUCCCACUUCUUGCUAAACUUCUCAAGUCUGUACAUGAAGACAUGCUGAUCCCAGUCGUCGGCACCCUGCAGGAAUGUGCCUCUGAGCCUAGCUACAGAUUGGCUAUAAGGACAGAGGGAAUGAUUGAAGAUCUGGUGAAGAAUAUCAAGAGUCAGACUGACGAAUUACAAAUGCAUUGUGCUUCAGCAAUAUUCAAGUGUGCAGAAGAGAAAGAGACCCGAGACCUGGUGAGACAGUAUGGCGGUUUGGACCCACUUGUCUCAUUGCUACAGAAGACAGAAAACAAAGAGCUCCUAGCAGCAGCUACUGGAGCUAUCUGGAAAUGUGCCAUAAGUCCAGAAAAUGUACAGCGCUUCCAGGAGCUCAAAGCCAUAGAGAUGCUGGUGGCUCUUUUAAAUGACCAACCAGAAGAGGUGCUAGUGAAUGUAGUAGGAGCACUUGGAGAACUAGCCAAGGACCCACCGAACCGUCUGUCUAUCCGAAAAUCAGGAGGAAUUCCACCACUGGUCAAUCUUCUGACCGGCACAAACCAGGCCCUCCUGGUCAAUGUGACUAAAGCUGUGGGGCAGUGUGCUGAGGAGCAAGAUAAUAUGGGUAUCAUAGAGAAACUGGACGGUGUUAGAUUGUUGUGGUCACUCCUGAAAAACCAGAACACGGAAGUGCAAGCCAGUGCUGCGUGGGCUAUCUGUCCCUGUAUAGAGAAAGCCAAGGAUGCCGGUGAGAUGGUGCGGUCAUUUGUGGGCGGUCUUGAAUUGAUUGUGAGUCUUCUCAAGUCCCAUGAUAAGGAAGUCUUGGCUAGUGUGUGUGCUGCCAUUGCAAACAUAGCCAAAGAUGAAGAGAAUCUAGCUGUUAUCACUGACCACGGUGUGGUACCAAUGCUGGCCAAACUCACAAACACAACAGAUGAUAAACUGCGGCGGACGUUAGCGGAGGCGAUAGCACGGUGUUGUAAUUGGGGCAACAACAGGAUAGCAUUUGGAAGAGAAAAGGCUGUAGCUCCCUUAGUCAGAUACCUUAAGUCCCAAGACGAGAACGUACACAGGUCAACAGCCAGAGCUUUGUUCCAGCUGUCCAAAAAUCCUGAUAACUGUAUCACCAUGCACGAGGCAGGAGUUGUACAGCCCCUGAUGGCUAUGGUGGGAUCAUCCGAUGAAGACCUUCAAGAGUCGGCAGCAGGUUGCAUCAGUAACAUCAGGAGAUUGGCAUUGGCAAAUGAGAAAGCACGAUACUCAUAGCUACGAAAGACAAACGAGUGUAAAUGAACCAAAGUAUAUAAAAGAAAUUCGGGCAGCAAUGGAUAAAAAUAAAUACAUCAGAAUAAGCAAGCCAAAACACGACAGAAGCGAAAAGCUUCAGAACUACUUUCGUAAACCUUUUCGUUAAAGUAACUGAGAGGAACUUCCAAUAUACUGUGAUAAUAAAUGUCGUGUUUGAGAUUCUCCUUUGUUAUAGUCAAUACUUACAACACCUUUCCAGUAAUCAUUUCUCCGUCCUUUAACGUUUGUAAAGUAUUAAAUAUGUUUAAAACUAAAACAAUUCUGGCGCCGUUUUAUUGUGAUUGUUUUAUUGCAUAACUUUAUAUUGUUAUAUUUGUCAGCUACAUUAUUUAUUAGUGAUUUAUAAAGGUCAAUUGAUAUGUGUAGUGAGGUCAUAAGUGUGUUGAUAUGUACGUGUAUGUAUAUGUUUGUUAUCAGUAAUUCUGAUAUUUUCGAUGUUUUUUCUAUUCUUGUUUUUUCAAAUUGUGAAGUUUCUGUCAGUUGCUUUCAUCAAUAAGUACUUUUUAAUAUCAAAUCGAAACAAUGAAAAUGAAUUAGAUGUCAGUGUUAUAAAAGUAUAUAUUUUUCUUAAGCAAAAUUUAAGUUAGGGAUCAUCUGAUGAUGAUUAUGAAACGCUAGCGGAUUUCUUAGAUCAUAUUGAAGACACUGGAACAGUUUAGACGUUAGAAAUGCACAGUGAUAAAAAUGCCAUAAUUUCAACGAUUGGACUAGACGAGAUCACAGAAACCAUGAAGUCGUACUGUCAUUGUUAUCCAAUCAAGCAAUACCAACUCAAGAUAAGUUCGAGGAUCGAAAAUCACAUUCAAUAAUGCAGGGUUGGCACAAGUGGUAAACUAUUUCAGUCUACAAGGAUUUUAUUAUUUAGAACUAUACAUACGGACACCUUGUGAAAUAAA
Messenger RNA from Ylistrum balloti, 4199 nucleotides. RefSeq names its product outer dynein arm-docking complex subunit 2-like. The record is from RefSeq and is a predicted model, not a curated record. Bases 58 to 3261 code for a protein of 1067 amino acids. Gene Ontology annotation, molecular function: protein binding. The transcript is spliced from 20 exons. Lineage: Eukaryota; Metazoa; Mollusca; Bivalvia; Pectinida; Pectinidae.